UUAUUAUUAUCCUCUCAUCCAAGACGGAUAAUAACAAACUAACAAGUGGCAGCCCAAAUGCCAAACCAUCACUUCCCCCUUCAAAUCCCUUCUCUCUAGUUUCUCUCUCAUCAACCUCCACCAAAAAUGGCGGCCGCCGCACCUUCUUUAUCACUCUCCGCCACUCUCUCCGCCGCAAAUCCCACCUCGAGAACCCCAUUUUCACCCACCCGCAAAAGUCCCGUCAUCUCGAGAAGAGAAUUCUUGAUGGGCUCGUCAAUGGCCGUGGGGGCGCCCCUCGUGAUUUCUCCGAUUUCGCCGGUCACGGCGAAAGAGGUCGAGGUGGGGUCCUACCUCCCGCCGUCUCCGGCCGACCCAUCUUUCGUCCUCUUCGCGGCCACUCCCAAGGACACCCCUGCUCUUCGUGCGGGAAAUGUACAGCCCUACAAGUUCAUCUUGCCCCCGAGUUGGAAACAAAUGCGUGUAGCUAAUAUACUUUCGGGUAACUAUUGCCAGCCUAAAUGUGCCGAGCCAUGGGUUGAGGUGAAAUUCGAAGACGAAAAACAGGGGAAAAUCCAAGUGGUGGCUUCUCCCUUGAUUCGACUGACGAACAAGCCAAACGCGAAUAUCGAAGAUAUAGGGAGCCCGGAAAAAGUCAUUGCUUCUCUUGGUCCGUUUGUCACUGGUAACACGCUCGACCCUGAUGAGCUUCUAGAAACUUCUAUUGAAAAACGAGGAGACCAAACGUACUACAAAUAUGUGCUCGAGACUCCAUACGCUCUCACAGGAACACACAAUCUCGCAAAGGCAACAGCAAAAGGAAGCACUGUGAUUCUCUUUGUCGCCAGUGCAAGCGAUAAGCAGUGGCAAUCGUCCGAGAAGACUUUGCAAGCCAUACUCGAUUCUUUUGAGGUGUAAAUAUUGCUGCUAGAAAUUGAAGUUUAAAGUCACACACUUGUGGACUUUUUUCCUUUUUUCUUUUCUUUUCUUUUCUUUUCUU
Messenger RNA from Striga asiatica, 979 nucleotides. The record is from the annotation of a GenBank genome assembly. Lineage: Eukaryota; Viridiplantae; Streptophyta; Magnoliopsida; Lamiales; Orobanchaceae.